AUGGCUGUUGUAGCUGCUCCAGCAAAUUUGAAUGAUGCUCAAGAAGUUGAAAUCUUGAUUCCGUCAACAAAUAGUGAUGACAACAAAAAGCAUAAGCUUUAUCAACUAGAAAAUACGACAGCAUAUGCAGAUGAACAAAUUGAAAACGUUUUCAAUAGAUUAACGGAUGCUUCGCCAAUGAAAAGAGGCUUUGGUGAAAAUAUAUUGUUGAAUGUACCAACUUCAUUUUUUUAUUUAAAACUUAUGUGUUUAUCAAGUUCUCUGCAACAUACUAUCCUUAAUGCUAUUAUAUUUGCGGUAAAAUCGGAAUAUUUCGACAUUUUUUUUAAUGACAAUCAAUGUUCAUCAACAGCACAGGAAUUCGCCGUAACGAAAGAACAUACGAGUUCUCAAGAAAAACAGGAAGAAAAACGAGAAGAAAAACAAGAAGAAAAGCUUGAUCAAGAAAAACAAGAAGAAAAGCUUGAUCAAGGAAAACAGGAAGAAAAGUUUGUUCAAGGGGAAGAAGAAGAAAAAAAUUUUGAUCAAGAAACAGAAGAUAAUGCAGAUAAGAUUUGUGAAGACUAUGUCAUAUGUUGA
This is a messenger RNA of Rotaria sp. Silwood2, 579 nucleotides long. Lineage: Eukaryota; Metazoa; Rotifera; Eurotatoria; Philodinida; Philodinidae. The record is from the annotation of a GenBank genome assembly.